Molecule: messenger RNA, 4728 nt
Organism: Apus apus (common swift)
Lineage: Eukaryota; Metazoa; Chordata; Aves; Apodiformes; Apodidae
Gene: RPRD2
Product: regulation of nuclear pre-mRNA domain containing 2
Biological process (GO): mRNA 3'-end processing
Cellular component (GO): RNA polymerase II, holoenzyme
Molecular function (GO): RNA polymerase II C-terminal domain binding
Source: RefSeq, a predicted model, not a curated record
AGUUCCUCCGCGAGCGCCGCCGAACCGAUCCCUUCAGCGGGGCGGCGCCUCCCGCCCGGCCCCCGCUGCGUGAUUCUCCUUCAGGCCCGGCCUAGCGGGCCCCCGCCGCCUUCCCCGCCCCGGCGGCACCGGCGCCGCCGCCGCCUCCUCCUCCUCCUCCUCCUCCUCCAACCCCCGUCAGGGCCGCCCCCGCCCCCGGCGGGCCCGCAGCGGAGCCGGGAGCAGCCCCGCCGCUCUCCGCGCGGCCCAGCAGGGCGGGAAGAUGGCGGCGGGCGGUGGAGGCGGCGGCCGGGCCUCCUCCUCCUCCUCCUCGGCCGCCGCCUCCUCCUCGGCCGGCGCGUUGGAGGCCUCGCUCGAUCGGAAGCUGCAGGCGGUGACCAACACGAUGGAGUCCAUCCAGGGCCUCUCCUCCUGGUGCCUGGAGAACAAGCGGCACCACAGCACCAUCGUUUACCACUGGAUGAAGUGGCUGCGCCGCUCUGCCUUCCCUCAUCGACUCAACCUUUUCUACUUGGCCAACGACGUCAUCCAGAACUGCAAGAGGAAAAACGCCAUCGUCUUUCGUGACACCUUUGCUGAGGUUCUCCCUGAAGCUGCUUCCUUAGUCAAGGAUCCAUCUGUUUCCAAAUCCAUUGAAAGAAUCUUCAAAAUCUGGGAGGACAGAAACGUGUACCCUGAGGAAACCAUUUUGGCACUUAAGGAAGCUCUGAGUACCACUUUCAAAACUCAGAAGCAGCUGAAAGAAACUCUGAACAAACAACCGAAUAAGCCGUGGAAGAAAUCACAAACCUCCACCAACCCAAAAGCUGCUUUGAAGUCCAAGAUUGUCGCUGAAUUCAGACCCCAGUCUCUGAUUGAUGAGCUGCUGUUGUACAAGCGCUCGGAAGACCAGAUUGAGCUGAAGGAGAAGCAACUUUCCACCAUGAGGGUGGAUGUUUGCAGCACGGAGACACUCAAGUGCUUGAAAGACAAAACAGGAGGCAAGAAGUUCUCCAAGGAGUUUGAAGAAGCCAGUUCAAAGCUGGAAGAGUUUGUCAAUGGUUUGGACAAGCAAGUGAAAAAUGGUCCCUCACUCACUGAAGCCCUGGAGAACGCUGGGAUAUUUUAUGAAGCUCAGUACAAGGAAGUCAAGGUGGUUGCAAAUGCUUAUAAAACAUUUGCCAAUCGAGUGAGCAACCUAAAGAAGAAGCUGGACCAGUUGAAAGCAACUCUUCCUGAUCCAGAGGAGUCUCCUGUUCCUUCUCCAAGCAUGGAUGCUCCUUCUCCAACGGGCUCUGAGUCCCCUUUCCAGGGGAUGGGGGAGGAGGAUGGUUCCCGCUCUCCGGGGGCUGGGAGCCGCAAGGUGGUGUCUCCGGAACCCGUGACGGAUAAUCGGGAUGUGGAGGACAUGGAGCUCUCUGAUGUGGAGGAUGAUGCCUCUAAAAUCAUUGUGGAGGAACGGAAGGAGAAGCAGGCAGCUCCAGCUCCAGCCCCAGCACCCCCCAAGACUGAAAGUGUCCCCAAGGCUGUGCCUUCCACUGCCACAGCAGGGACCACCCCGGUGACAGUGACCCCACCAGCCCCGGCUCCCACCGCUCCCAAGGCCGUCAGCGCCGCCCCCGUCGCGGCGCCAGCCCUGGCCCUGCCCAACCUGGCCAACGUGGACCUGGCCAAGAUCAGCUCCAUCCUGAGCAGCUUAACUUCUGUCAUGAAAAACACAGGUGUCAGCCCGGCCUCCAGACCUUCUCCAGGAACCCCCACGAGCCCAACAGCUCUUACCAGUGGCCUGAAGACUCCUGUCCUGGGGACUCCAUCUGCUCCUUCCAACCCUUUAGCAAAUAUUCUCUCCAAAGUGGAAAUAACUCCUGAAAGUAUUUUGUCUGCUCUCUCCAAAACCCAGACUCAGACGGCACCAGCACUGCAAGGUUUGUCAUCCCUGCUGCAGAGCGUGGCUGGGAACACGGCUCAGCCCGGCGAAGCGGCGCAGAGCACCUCGGCCUCGCCGGCCAACGCCGCCGUUCCCUGCCUGAAGGGCAGGAAUGUUCCUUCCAACCCUCAGUCCUUCAUAUCCAAGAGUUUUGGUUACUCUCCAAGCUCAUCCACUGCUGAGGUUUCCUCCACUUCGGUCACCAAGGCUCCUGUUGGACACACCCCAGGGCUCUCAAGCUCCGGUUUUAAGCCGCCAAGUAAUUCCCUGGGAUUUCCCCCCUCCCACCCUACCAGCCCCUCUUCCCUUUUGCCACCAGAAACUUCCCUGGCUCAAUCCACGGAGAUUCCAAAAGCCAAGCUGGAGUCGGAGCCCCCUUCUCCAAGCCUGGAGAUGAAGAUCCACAAUUUCCUGAAGGGAAACCCUGGCUUCAGUGGCCUCAACUUGAAUAUUCCCAUUCUCAGCAGCUUGGGCUCCAGCAUCCCGACGGAAAGCCACGCUUCCGACUUCCAGCGUGGUCCCACCAGCACUUCCAUGGACAACGUGGACGGAACCCCGGUGCGCGACGAGCGGAGCGGGACGCCCACCCAGGACGAGAUGAUGGACAAACCCACCUCCAGCAACGUUGACACUAUCUCCCUGCUGUCCAAAAUCAUGAGCCCCGGAUCUUCUACUCCCAGCAGCACCAGGUCCCCUCUGCAGAGCCGGGAUGAUGGAUAUUCCCAGGAAAUUCCCAACUCCGUGCACACCUACCGGCCCUUUGGCCUGGGCAGAGACUCUCCGGCCGGUCGGUACAAGCCACCUGCAGACAGCCUGGAGAUCCCUUCCUCUUUAAUGGACUCCUCCCAGGAGAAGUUUUACCCGGACACUUCUUUCCAAGAAGACGAAGAUUACCGGGAUUUCGAUUACUCCGGCCCGCCGCCCUCGGCCAUGCUGAACCUGGAGAAGAAACCAGCCAAAUCCAUCUUGAAAUCCAGUAAACUCUCAGAAACUGGAGACUACCAGCCAGUCCUAUCCAGCUACGCUCAAAGAUCCCAGGAAUUUGGUGUCAAAUCGUCCUUCCCUCAGUCCAUGAGGUCCAUUCUGGAGCAGAGCGAGAGCUGCGACCCGCUGGGCUCCUCCCCGGGGAUGUACGGGAGCUACGGCCUCCGGGGCAGCGACUCCACCACGGAUGGUUCCCCCUCUCCCAGCAAGAACGAGGUGUUUUUCACCCCAGAUUCCAACCACAACACCCUGCCCAAGGCCGUGGUGCACUCGGGCCUCUCGCAGAAGCAAUACCCGGACUCUCCCCACUCCAUUCCUCACCGUUCCCUUUUCCCUUCUCCAAACCCCCUCUCCAGCCCCGCUGGCAGAGUCCCCUCCACCAGCGUGGAGAAAUCUUUGGCUUCUUCCAUCUCGGCCACUUCCACCAUGGAAUUCAAGAACAUGCUGAAAAACGCUUCCCGGAAACCAUCCGAGGAGAAGCAUUUUGGUCAACUUUCCAAAAACAACUCCGGUGAGGGUGGGAAUUUAUCCAGUGCUCCCAAGGGGGAGGCUCAGGAGGAGCACUAUCGGAUCGAGACCAGGGUCUCCUCCUCCUGCUUGGACCUUCCUGACAGCACGGAGGAGAAAGGAGCCCCCAUCGAGACGCUGGGGUACCACAACGCCUCCAGCAGGGGGAUGUCAGGAGAGCCCAUCCAGACCGUGGAAUCCAUCCGUGUCCUGGGAAAAGGGACACGAGGACGUGAGGCCAACCGGGCGGCCGGUUGGUUCGAGCUGGGUGGUGGCACCGGUGGCUUUGACAACGGCCCCUCGGGCACCUCGGAGCUGCCCGGGAUGGGGGGUUUCCCACCCCCUUACAAAGAGCACGUCCCCCAGUUCCCGGAGAGCGUCAACAACUUCCGAACCAACAACUUCAGCCACCACAUCCCCCCCCCGCCGCCACCCCUCGCCCCUCCCCCGAUGGAGCACGGGACUCCCUUCCCACGGGACCCCGUGGGACCCCCCGCCGGACCCCCCCCGCCACCCCCCCCCCCCGCCAAGGACCACGGCAGCCUCUUCCCCAGGGAGCACCCGCUCCCUCACGCCUUCUCCAAGGAAACCGCCGCCCCCCUCUCCCUUCCCCACGGCGUCCCCCCACCUUCCUCGGUGGAGCACGCCGGGGUCCCCUUCCCCACCCCCCCCCCCCCCCCUCCCGGCGACCACCCCGGGGUCCCCUUCCCCACCCAACCCCCCUCAGCCGGUGACCACCCUGGGGUCCCCUUCCCCGCCCCCCCCCCGCCGCCCCCCAUGGAUCACGGCUCCAUCCACCAAGGGACGAUCAAAGAGCAUUUCUCCGUGCACGCCCCCCCAACCCGAGAAGCAGCCCCCCAACCUCCCGGCACCCCCACGACCCCCUUACCCCGUGCCCGGGAGGCCGUGGGGCUCAACCCCCUCCCCAGGGAACAACUGGGAGCUGGGGGGGGACGCACCAUGGGACCCCCCCCCGCGACUCACCGGGACGGCGGCAACCGCGCCGGGGUGCUGGUCAGGACCCCCCGCGCCGAGUUCAGACCCCGAGAGCCCUUCAGAGACCCCUUCCAUAGCCUCAAAAGACCCCGACCCCCCUUCACCAGAGGGGGGGCUCCCUUUUUUGCCCCCAAACGUCCCUUUUUCCCCCCCAGGUACUGAAGCAGAUGCCCCCCAACACCCGGACGCUGUUCCAGAGCAGCGUUUUCAACUUGGAUUUUUUCCAUCUUUUUCUUUUCCUUCCCCCCCCUCCCCCCCCUUUUUCCUCUUCAAACAACAAAACAACCCCCAUAACCUUCUCCUAAAUUAAAUCUUGUCAUUUUUUUUGGCUUUAA